AUGCCAGACCUCAUAUACCUGCCCAACGAGCUUUUGCUGUGGAUUGUGUCGCAUUUGGACGGCAGUGCAUUAUUUGCUCUCGGAAAAUCAUGCAAAAACCUUCAUUUUAGACUGCAACCCAACAUCUGGAAAUACAAGACCAAAUUUCAGAAUAGCAAUCUGUUGCACCUGGCCGUCAAAUACGACAACGUUGGUCUUGCGGAGGUUUUGCUCCAGCACAAUGCCAACAUCAAUGCAUUUUACCGCGGCAAAACUCCUUUAAUGAGGGCGCUAAAAUACUCUUCCGCUGCUGUGCGUGAACUCUUGCUCAAUCGUCGAGACCUAGGCAUCAACAUCCAAAAUCAAGCGCGCGACAGCGCCCUGUCGUAUGCCAUCCACUAUGGAAACUUCUCCACCGUCAAGAGCAUCCGGGAACAACCCAGCGUCAGAGUGGACGUCAAACACAAACACGGCCGAACGGCGCUCCACCUAGCGGUCUUCGGAGGCAGAAUAGGCUUCGUGCAUCUGCUAAUUUCUAGUGGCAGCGACCCUGAUCUACGGGAUGGCUCAGGCCAUUCGCCGCAGGCCUGGGCACGUCGCUUCAAUCGUCCCGGUCGACUUGCUCCUGAGCCACCCCCUUUCCAGCGUGGACUGCAAAGAUAA
Messenger RNA from Penicillium concentricum, 642 nucleotides. RefSeq lists its product as uncharacterized. NCBI's taxonomy places the organism in Eukaryota, Fungi, Ascomycota, Eurotiomycetes, Eurotiales, Aspergillaceae. Bases 1 to 642 code for a protein of 213 amino acids. Gene Ontology annotation, molecular function: protein binding. The transcript is spliced from 2 exons. The record is from RefSeq and is a predicted model, not a curated record.